Molecule: messenger RNA, 318 nt
Organism: Ochotona princeps (American pika)
Lineage: Eukaryota; Metazoa; Chordata; Mammalia; Lagomorpha; Ochotonidae
Product: oocyte-expressed protein homolog
Exons: 1
Coding region: 1-318 (105 amino acids)
Biological process (GO): establishment or maintenance of apical/basal cell polarity; embryonic pattern specification
Cellular component (GO): apical cortex; protein-containing complex
Molecular function (GO): RNA binding
Source: RefSeq, a predicted model, not a curated record
AUGGAUGCAGGUGUUACAGCUGCUGACGUCCCGCAGGACAGGCCGCAGCUGCUCCACUGCCUGCACCAUCUACUGAGAUUUCCACAUCUAUCGCCACCCCCUGUGCAUUCACUGCAGCCCUGGGGGUUUCCAGUGCAGGAACUGAACCACCCUUUGGUGUUUCCCCUGGACGUGGGGCUGACAGAAACAAUCUUGGGCAUAGACCGAGCUAUGAUUGCAGAAAUGGAGGGGAUGAGCCAGGCCCUGGUGAGGGUGGACACUGUAUAUUCUGAGAACUUAGUGGAGAUCACGGUCUCCAGACCGCCCCGGGUACAGUAG